CUGAGAGCACCAGAGAAGCAGAAAAAAAGAAGCUUUCAAGAGAAAGGCAGGGAGCCAAUAACAGCUCCCCUUGGCAGGAUUACGAGUCUAUAGACCCUUAAGGACCCAGGCUGAUAGAUGAGAGGAGCGACAUCCAGAGCCAUCUGAAAUAGAAUUGAAAGACGUUUGGCAAAGGAGCCAUGGAGCUGGGAGAGGGGAGCGCUCAGCAGACAAGGCAAGUGCUGCUUUUCUUUGUUUUCCUGGGAGGGUCUCUAGUGAGUUCUGAGACCCGACGCUAUUCCGUGGCAGAGGAAACGGAGAUCGGCUCCUUCAUAGCCAACGUAGUGAAAGACAUGGGUUCCAAUGUGAAAGACCUGGCUGCGCGGGAGGCCAGAGUCAUCUUUGACGACUAUACACCACAUUUGCGGUUGGAUCCGCAGACUGGCGACUUGCUCAUAAAUGAGCAGCUGGACCGGGAGGCACUUUGCCCUCUCACUGAGCCAUGUAUAUUGCAUUUCCAAGUGUUAUUUGAAAAUCCUUUGCAAUUUUUUCGGGCAGAGCUUUGGGUUGAAGACAUAAAUGACUACACUCCUACGUUUCUAGACAGGCAUAUAGUUCUGAAAAUCCCAGAAAAUACUGCACCAGGAACCUUCUUUCCAAUGGAGAGUGCUCAGGACUUGGAUGUAGGAAAGAAUGGUGUCCAAAACUACACAAUCAGCCCCAACCCCCAUUUCCACCUUAAAUUACAAGGCAGUGAUGAGGGCAGGAAAUACCCAGAGCUGGUGCUGGACCACCCUCUGGAUAGAGAAAAGGAGCCUGAGCUUAGUUUGACUCUAACAGCCUUCGAUGGCGGGUCCCCACCCAGGUCCGGGACUGCGCUGAUUCGCGUUGUUGUCCUGGAUGUCAAUGACAACGCUCCCCAGUUUGAGAGGCCAGUCUAUGAGGUUCAGGUACCAGAGGACAGCCCUCUGGACUCCUUGGUCAUCACAGUAACUGCUACAGAUUUAGAUGCAGGAAUAAAUGGAGAACUAUCUUAUUCAUUUUCCCACGCCUCGAGAGAUAUACGGAAAACAUUUGAAAUUCAUCCAAUUUCUGGUGAAGUCCAUUUAAAAGCACUUUUGGAUUUCGAGUUAAUACAGUCGUAUACAAUAAAUAUUCAGGCUAUUGACGGUGGGAGCCUCUCUGGAAAAUCAGCCAUUCUAGUUCGGGUUGUAGAUGUGAAUGACAACCCACCAGAAAUAACCAUGACAUCUCUUACCAGCCCCAUACCAGAAAACUCCGCACCGGAGUUUGUGGUCGCAGUUUUCAGAGUACGAGAUAAAGACACUGGGGACAAUGGGAGGACCGUUUGCUCAAUUCAGGACAAUCUCCCGUUUCUCCUGAAGCCUACCUUCAAGAAUUUCUACACCCUAGUAACAGAGCGCCCACUGGACAGAGAGACCAGCACGGAAUAUAACAUCAGCAUCACCGUCACUGACUUGGGUACCCCCAGACUGAAAACCGAGCACAAUAUAACCGUCUUGAUCUCCGACGUCAAUGAUAAUACACCCACAUUCACCCAAAAUUCAUACACCCUGUUUGUCCGAGAGAACGAUAGCCCGGCCUUGCAAAUUGGCAGCGUGAGCGCCUUAGAUAGAGAUUUUGGCACCAAUUCCCAGGUCUCCUAUUCCCUGCUGCGGCCCCAGGACCCACACCUCCCCCUCGCCUCCUUGGUCUCCAUCAAUGCAGACAACGGACACCUCUUCGCUCUCAGGUCGCUGGAUUACGAGGCCCUGCGAGCCUUCGAGUUCCGCGUGGGCGCGACAGACGCAGGCUCCCCCGCGCUGAGCAGCGAGGCGCUGGUGCGCGUGGUGGUCGUGGACGACAACGACAACUCGCCCUUCGUGUUGUAUCCGCUGCAGAACGGCUCUACGCCCUGCACCGAGCUGGUGCCCAGGGCUGCCGAGGCGGGCUACCUGGUGACCAAGGUGGUGGCGGUGGACGGCGACUCGGGCCAGAACGCCUGGCUGUCCUACCAGCUGCUCAAGGCCACCGAGCCCGGGCUGUUCAGCGUGUGGGCGCACAAUGGAGAGGUGCGCACUACCAGGCCGCUGAGCGAGCGCGACGCCGCCAAGCACAGACUCGUCGUGGUGGUCAAGGACAAUGGCGAGCCACCAAGGUCGACCAGCGUCACUCUGCACGUGCUCCUGGUAGAUGGCUUCUCGCAGCCCUACCUGCCACUCCUGGAGGUGGCCGCCGACGAGGUCCAGGCCGACUCGCUCACGGUCUACUUGGUCAUUGCGUUGGCGUCGGUCUCCUCGCUCUUCCUGUUCUCGGUGCUCCUGUUCGCCAUGGUACGAUUGUGCAGGAGGAACAGGGCUGCCUCAAUGGGUGGCUGCUCGGUGUCUGAGGGCCACUUUCCGGGCCACUUGGACGUCAGCGGCACGGGGACCCUGACCCAGAGCUACCAGUACGAGGUGUGUCUGACAGGAGGUUCUGGGACAAAUGAGUUCAAGUUCCUGAAGCCAGUUAUCCCCAACCUAGCUCCCCAGGGCGCUGAAAGGGAAAUGGAGGAAAGCUCCACCUUUCUCAAUGGCUUUGGGUUCAAUUAGGAAUCUGAUUAUGAUGCAAAACUUUUAGAAAGAGUGUUAUUCUUUUGAAACUUUAUUCAUUGUAAUGUAAAGUACUUUGUUUUGGGGAACUUCAUCUUACAUAUGAGUUUUCAGAAAUUUCUUUGAUUUAAGCCUUUCUUUUCUGCUCUUCAUAUUAACUGUGAAAAGUUAAAGGAGCUGGGAUUUGUGCAGUAUUUGUUCCCAAAUUCAACCUCCAAUAGUUUAUUCAAAUAUAUAGCAUUUUUCCCUUCAAGCUUAAUUGCACGGUAGAUCCAGUCAUAUUCUCUGGAUGUUCUGGUCCUGGAUCCUUCUGACAAAAGUUUUUAUAUGUUUUCUAUUAUUAUUAUUAUUGAGAAAAUGCAUACUUGAUAUUAUUACAGAGAAAAUGCUUGCUGUGAAUAAUAGAAUUGCUUUGCUAUCUGGCUAAGCUAGGGGCCCUGGUGGCACAGUGGUUAAAGUGCUUGGCUGCUAAUUGAAAGGUCAGCAAAGAUGUGAUAGUUGGUGAAAGAUGUGACAGUAUGUUUCCAUAAAAAUGUCUGGCCUUGAAAACCCUAUGGGACAGUUCUGUUCUGUCUUAUAGGGUCACUGAGUCAGCAGUGGGUUUUUGGUUUUCUGGUUAGGCUGGUUUUUAAGAUAUUAUCUAAUUUAGGGUUUUUUUGUUUUGUUUUUA
Molecule: messenger RNA, 3240 nt
Organism: Loxodonta africana (African savanna elephant)
Lineage: Eukaryota; Metazoa; Chordata; Mammalia; Proboscidea; Elephantidae
Product: protocadherin beta-18-like
Exons: 1
Coding region: 180-2570 (796 amino acids)
Biological process (GO): homophilic cell-cell adhesion
Cellular component (GO): plasma membrane
Molecular function (GO): calcium ion binding
Source: RefSeq, a predicted model, not a curated record